GUCAGGCUGGACGCGGACCACGACCAAGAGCUCGCUCUCUCGCUCCCGGGAGGACCUGGCCCAGAAGCUGCGGUCGCAGCUGGUCACGGCCCUGCCCGCGGACCUGACGGCGCCCAUGGAGCAGGCCUCCCUGGACCAGAUGGUCAGCAUUUCGUGGAACGACGAAGUGCGGCAGCAUCGAGCUCGGCG
Messenger RNA from Prorocentrum cordatum, 189 nucleotides. The record is from the annotation of a GenBank genome assembly. NCBI's taxonomy places the organism in Eukaryota, Dinophyceae, Prorocentrales, Prorocentraceae.